Neolamprologus brichardi is the source of this 1954-nucleotide messenger RNA. RefSeq lists its product as uncharacterized. The record is from RefSeq and is a predicted model, not a curated record. Lineage: Eukaryota; Metazoa; Chordata; Actinopteri; Cichliformes; Cichlidae.
CAGAGAGAUCAGACACAUGGCAGAAGCAGGCUAAGGCAGAAUGUUGAAGAUAUCAGGACAAAUCAGCUGCUGUGUUGCUCUCCUCCUGACCCUCUCCUCGGUGUCAGCUGUAAGACGAGUGCUCAAUUCAAUCAGUGACCUGAAGACGGUAGGCUUUGGCCAGUCUGUGCCUGAGUACAGCCUCCGCUUGCUCCACUGGUUUGCCAAUGAAAUUGACAUUAACAACAAUGAUGAUAUCCUGCUGACCUUUGACCCAAACAGUGGUGAUUAUGGCUCACAUCAAUAUCGCAACGAUGAAGAGCUGUUAGACCCACUGCCGAGGGGAUAUCGAUACUACACUGUUGGUAACAUCUACCAAGAUGCAUCACUGGAACUUCCAGAUUAUGUCGUGGAGUCGGACAUUGAGGAAAGUAACAGGGGUCGCAUUAUAAUUAGAGUCAGGGAGUGGAACGCAGUAUGGACAAUAGACCAAGUCUAUAUCACACAGCAUUAUGAGACCUAUGAAGCUCGAGGGACAGAGUAUGAUCCACAACAUACAUAUCCAGUCACCAUCUGCCUCCUAAGAGCGAUCAGAAAGUUUUCCUUGGACCGCAAUAACAUCACCUCACUGAGGUCUCUCAGAGACCACUUUGGAAGCAGUGCUGAUGAUUCCAAGCUAUGGGACAUUAUGGAUAUCUGGGAUGACCUUGCUUGUCUUGGACUGUUUUUGUUUAUUGUGAUCCCAGAAAAGUAUUCCUCUCACAAACACAACAGCAGACGUCAGCCAGCACCAAGAAGGAACACACAACCUGAUUUUGUGAUCAAUAUCCCAGAGAGCAGGCAAAAUGUCACUUCUGGGAUGUCUGCAAAAAAUCAACUGGAUCAUAGAAAUGGGAUAACACUGAAGGUAACAACAGGCAAAAGUGGACAAGCCAGAAUUAUUUGGAGCAAUGUUCAUAGUGACCUUCUUAAACGAGAUGUGUUGGUGGCACUUUACCAGAAUAAUCAGGAAGAGAAAGCCCUGACUUCUAAAUGUAUUGAGAACAUAGCGUCAGGCAGUUAUGACACAUCAGUACCCCUGAAUGAAGGCCUUCAGGUACGACUGCAUGAGGUUAGGACUCAAUUUUUUUUCUGGAUUUCAGUAGGAAAGGAGAUAGACAGAGGCAGUGAGUUUAAAAAUCCCAAAGCUGUGAAUAUAACAGGUUACAAUGCUAACCUGCAACUCUUUGCAAAAGACGGCAAGGCUUGUGCUCGCUUAACAGUGACAAAGUCUUUCCAGGACUGGAGGUCCAAAUUUAAAAACGCGUGGGUAGGUUUCUAUAGCUCUGAAAGUAAAGACACAAACAACUACGAAUGGUGGCGAUGGCAAUGGGCAACAAAAUUCAAAGAAAAUGAUUCUCAGGACAAUUAUAAUGUAUACGAGUACGAGUCAGGGAUGACAAUUGCCCCGGGAGUGCAAGCACGCUUCAUACUGCAGGAUGAAAUAGAGAAAGCAAGAACCUCACCCUGGGCUGAAUGAAGAAAUUUACUCCUUUAAAUACUGAUUGGCUUUUUUAAAAAAACAUUAUUCAAAGAGAGAAAGUAGAGACAAGUGUUAGCAGCAGAUUUUAAUUUCAGGUCAUUACCAGCCUCUUAAGAGUGAUCAGAAAGGUUUCUAGAGAAUUCUUUUGAAGAAACAAUCAUGACUCCCUGCUAUAGGACAUUAUAAACAUAUGGUUGUUGUUUAUUGUUGUCAAGAGGCCUGGCCCUAUACUAUGAAUCAAACCCAGAGUAUCUUUCAAUUACCUGGAUUCACUGGUGAUCAGGAUACAUAGUCAUACAAAGCUGUUUAUUAACUUGCCAAGUUAACUCCCAGCUUCUUUCACAUGAAAAGGGUGGUCUUAGCAUCUGAUUGAUCUCAAAGGAGCAUUUCAUAGAUCGUAUACACAAAAUGAUCCCUACGCAACCUAAACCAGACAUUAUCAAAUGGUGAUUA